AUGGCGGCAACAGGGUGGCGUGUUCUGCUGCUGGGCGUCCUGGCGAUGGCGGCCUCCGCACAGAGCCUGCCCCAGAUUGGUACUCCCUUACUCUUUCUCCCCGCCACCGCCUCUCCAGGUGGAACGGGAAUGACGGAAGGUUAUGGUUUCCCCAACGCAGGGUUCAACAGCAUCGAUUGCGGCCUCGGCGGUGACUCUAAUUACACGGAAGCGCUUGAAAGAGAUGGAGCGUUCCUGUUUAGGAAGGAACUGGAAGAGCGGGAAGAACAGAGGAAGAGAGAAACAAGAGAAAGCAAAUCUUCCUCUUUCUUAUAAAAUAGAUGAAUACAAGCGAUUUAUAUAGGAUCAAAAUAGAUCCGUUGGAUGGGGUUCCGUGACGUCGUCUCCACUGUAGUUUUAGCCGUUGGAGAGUUCUUUCCUGAUUGUUGGCGAUGUUUGAUUGGCUGGGGUGACGAUUAUGGUGUCUAUGAGGGCACACGUUGUUGUUGAAAACCUUAUGCGUUAACAGUUCCCCGCAAGCUAACGCUCGGAACGAGAUUUAGCUUGUUUCUUAGCCAUUGAAAAUGACUUUUGAGGAGAGGCUUUGCUAGGAUGUCAACGAGCUGAUGAGUGCUGGGAAGAAAUCUGAUUUACAGUUGUUUGGCGGUGACCCUUUCACAAAUGAAGUGAAAAUUGAUCUCAAUGUGUUUCGUUCUAGCGUGGAAGACGGGAUUAACAGAUAAAUAUGUAGCUCCUAGAUUGUCGCAGUAGAGAAUUGGAGUGCCUUGUGGCUUGAUCUGAAUUUCAUUAAGAAGAGAAUUUAGCUAGAUAAACUCAGCAGCCAUGUUUGCUAGAGCUUUAUACUCAGCCUCUGUACUUGAUCUCGAGACGAUAGAAUGUUUCUUCGACGACUAGGAGAUCAAGUUUCUUCCAAGAUAAACAAGAUAACCACCAGUGGAUCGGCGAUCAUUCUUAGAAGAGGCCCAAUUUGCAUUGCUGUAGGCUGUGAACUGAAGAGGGGAGUCAUGAGAGAGAUGAAGGCCCAAAGUAAUUGAGCCCUUUAGAUAGUGAAGAAGAUGCUUGAGGGUUUGCUAAUCUUCAUGAGAGGGGUUGUGCAUCUUUUGAUAUGCCCAAUUCACAUAAUAAGAUAUCCAGACGUGCUAUUGUGAGGUAUUGUAGACCACCGAAGAUACUUCUAUAAGUCUUGGGAUCAGGAAGUAAAGUGUUGUUGGGAAACUCGGUUAUGGAGGUUGAUCAUGGAGUUGACAAUAAUUUGUACUGAUCCAGGCGUGCCCGUUGAAGGAUUGUAGCUAGAUAUUUGGAUUGCGAGAGAAGAUAACCUGUGGAAACAUGAAGUAAUUCUAUUCCAAGGAAAAAAGUGAGUAUGCCCAAGAUCCUUAAUGGCAAAUUUGUUAUUCAGUGAUGAAACAACAAAAUUAAUAAAAUGAAAAUUUGAUCCAAUGAUUAGUAGAUUAUCAACAUAAAUUAGAAUAAAUAAUAGUUCAUUUAUGAAAAAAAAUAAGGAGGUAUCUGUUUUGGAUCCGAUAAAACUGAGAGAGAUAAGAGGAUAAUUUGGAAAACCAUGCUCUAAGGGAUUGUUUUAAUCCAUAGAUAGAUUUAUGAAGUUUGCAAACAUGAUUAGGGAAAUUGGAGUUUUUGUAUCCCUCUGGUUGCUCCAUGAUGAUACUCUUACUGAGAUCUCCAUGAAGGAAGGUGUUGGAGACAUCCAAUUGAUGGAUGUGCCAUCGUUGACUAAUAGCUAUGGAUAGAAGGAGCCUUACAGUUGUCAUUUUGAUGACAGGUGAGAAACUAUCGAAAUAAUUGAACCCUUCUUGUUGAGAAAAUUCUUUUGCCACUAAUCGGGCUUUAUACCAGACUAUGGACUCAUGAGAUUUAAGUUUUAACCAGUAGACCCAUUAACACCCAAUUAUAUGUGUGUUAGGAGGCCGUGGGAUUAAGGUCCAAGUUUGAUUUUUUUGGAGAGCCUCAAACUCCAAUUGCAUAGCUUGUCUCCAUAGGGGAUGUUUGGAGGAAGUGGAAAAAUUUUCGGGUUCCUUGUGAGAAAGAGUAAGAUGGUAGCAUUGGGGUAACGGAUAUUUAGUUGACAAGGUUGCUAAAUAAGAGGACGUUAGAAGGACUGCUGUGGUAUCCCUAUAGAGAUGACUGAUACGCCUAAAUUUAGCUGAUGGAGUUGAGGAAGAAGAUGUUGGAUCUGAAUUGUCACUAUCAGGUGAGUGAGGGGUUGAGUUAGUUAAGUGAGCAAGAGAAUCAGAAAUGAGAGUAAUUUUAGUGGAGGACAAUGAAGUGGUGGUGGCUGUUAUUUGGUGUGAAGGGGAAAAAGUUGAAGAAGGGGUAGAAGCGGGGGGUGAGGAGGGAAGGAUAGGAAUUGAUACAUAGUUAGGAUGGAAACUGAGGAUUCCUCUAUCGGUAGAAGACGAGUUGGGUUUGACUAGAUGUGGUGUGAAGUGAGGGAAUAUGCACUCAGAAUAAUACAUGAUGAGAUGUAUAAAAUUUUCCGGGAGCAAGAGACUUACAUCUAUAAUCGUGGUGAUGUGAGCUAUAUAUCCUAAAAAUAAAUGAGAUUCGGAGCUAUCUUCUAAUUUAUGUUGUGCAAAAGAUCUAGUGUACAGAUAAUAGAGGCAUCCGAAGGUUUUGAGUGUUUGAUAGUCAGGUAUAACUUUGUAAAGAACUUUAAAAGGACUCUUAAAUUUUAGAAUGGGGGUAGGCAUUUGAUUAAUAAGAUAGGUAGCUGUAUACACAACUUCAUCCCAAUAUUCUUGGGACAUAGAGGCUUGUUUGAGAAGAGAUAAGGCUGUCUCUACAAGGUGUCUAUGUUUGCAUUUGGUAGUCCCAUUUUGUUAGGGUGUAUGAGGACAAGAGAUGCGAUGGUGAAUGCCUCGAUCCUAAAAAUGCUUGGUCAAUGCCUGAAACUCACCACCCCAAUCUGAUUGAAACAGAAGGAUUUACUAGAAGAAAGUCGUUUUACCUUUGCUUGAAAUUUGAUAAAGAUUUGAAACACAUCACUUUUAUUUUUGAGAGGAUAAAGCCACAUGAAUUUGCUAUAAUCAUCAAAAAAAAUUACGUAAUAAGAGAAAUGAAAAAGAGAAGUAAUGGGUGAAGGACCCCAGAGGUUGGAAUGUAUUGAUUCAAGUGGUUUAAUAGAAAUAUGAGAAGAGGUCUGAAAAGGAAGUUUAUGUGAUUUCGAAACAUUACAAGCAUGACAAAAUUCGAAAUUAUUUUUGGGUAUGCGAAAUAAGGGAAGUCCAUGAUUUCAGUCGGUUGUGCCAUGUAGCAAGGUCUGUCUUUGCCCCCAAGAACACUGAAGGUUGACCAUGCAGUUGAAGAAGAUAAAGUCCAUCUUCAGUUGUUCCCUUGAGGAGGACUUUGUGGGUUUUCUCGUCCUUCAAAAGACAGUAGGUAGCAUGAAAUUCAAUGAAAACAUCAUUAUCAAUGGUAAAUUGUUUAACGAAAAGUAGAUGUUUUCGAAUGUGAGGGACAUGCAAUAUAUUAUUUAAUUUUAAGGGAAAAGAAUGGGUUUUAAUUAUAGCGGUGCCAGUAGAAGAAAUAGCCAUACUUGAGCCAUUACUUAUCUGCAGCUGAUCGGGGCCUUGAUAAGGAGUAUAGGAGUGGAGGACCCCUUGAUUAGGUGUGAUGUGGUGAGUAGCAACACUAUCGGGAUACCAGUUGACUGGUGCCGGUUGUGGAUUAUGAUGAGUCGUCAAGUAAGCUUGCGGCUGAAUGAUAUGUGGAAGAUUCAGGACAGGUAGGUUGUAGGCGUGUUCAGAUUGCGGUUGAAAGGCAGGGUUGAACCGUUCCCCACAUUGAAACACCUGAUGGCCAAAUUGAGAACAGAGUUGACAGCGUGGCUGCCAAUUCUGGUUCCCCCAUCCUCGUCUUCUACGAUUAUUGCCGGAUCCACGGUUGGAUUGAGACUAAUUUUGCAGAUGACAAGAUUUAUCGGUCUGAUUAGUUUGGGCAAGAUUUGCUGAAGGUGCCACGGUAGAUGAGAGUGUCGAAGGAGCCAUCUGCUGGUGACAAGCUAUUGUGGCUUCAUGGGAUCGAAGACUAGAGAUGAUAUCCUCGAAGGUAAGAUGAUUGAGAUUAGCGUUAAUGCUAAUAUCAAAAGCGCUAUAUUAGGGACGGAGGCCUCUUAAAAAAACACAAAUCUGAGAUAUUUCUUCAACAAGUUUACCAGCUAGAGCAAGCUCCUCGGCAAGCCGUUUGAAUCUUUGAAUGUAUUCUUCGAUGCAGGAAUCGCCUUUGACGAAGUUGUGGAGGUGCCGUUGAAGAUCCAUGAUGCGGGAGCGAUCGGACGAGGAGUAGGUUUUCUGAAUGGCCGUCCAGAGCUCCUUGGUGGUCGUUUUUUGACCUAGUUUAGAUAGAAUUAUUUCGGAGAGAGAGGAGUUAAUAAAGCCGAGCACCUGCUGUUCGUUCCGCCACCAGGCUUGAUAGGCAGGAUUCGGUUGAUCAUCGAUCGUGGCAGCCGGCGGGUCUUGAUCGAUGUAUUUUUGAAGAUCGUAGCCGUUAAGAAGAGGGACGGUCGUGUUCUUCCAUACCGAGAAAUUUUCUCUAGUCAAUCGGACAGGAACCACCAGACUGGUUGGCACAGCCAUGACAAUCGAAGGAGCGAUGCGAUGGUGAUGGUGGACACGAUUUGAGAAGAGGGGGAAGAUGCCAUUAGAUCCACACUUGAGCGCCUGUAGGCUCUGAUACCAUGAAAGAGAUAGAGCGUUCCUGUUUAGGAAGGAACUGGAAGAGGGGGAAGAACAGAGAGAAGAGAGAAAGAGAGAAACAAGAGAAAGCAAAUCUUCCUCUUUCUUGUAAAAUAGAUGAAUUACAAGCGGUUUAUAUAGGAUCAAAAUAGAUCCCUUGGAUGGGGUCCCGUGACGUCGUCUCCACCGUAGUUUUAGCCGUUGGAGAGUUUAAAUCUUUCCUGAUUGUUGGCGAUGUUUGAUUGGCUGGGGCGACGGUUCUAGUGCCUAUGAGGCACGCGUUGUUGUUGAAAACCUAUGCGUUAAUAGCGCUGACUAAGAUCUCGUACUCGCCGGACGAGGCCUACAUAGACACCGGAGUGAACAGAAGGGUCUCUCCGGCAUAGGGACGUACUACGCCGACCUCCGGAGUUUCCCCGACGGGGUUCGGAACUGCUACGCGCUGGGGUCCGUCGAGAGCGGCGGUAAGUACCUAGUAAGGGCCGACUUCCUGUACGGGAACUACGACGGCCUGGAUCGGCCCCGACCUUCGACGUCUACGUGGGCGUUAAUCUCGCUAGCACCGUCGUGGUCGGGCAGUUCAACCGUCUGGAAAUCAUUGCCGUCGCGCCCGCCGAGAGUAUACAGGUCUGCUUGGUGGAUACCGGCGGCGGGACGCCCUUCGUGUCGAUGCUGGAGCUCCGGCCCCUCCUCUAUUCCAUGUACCCCAUGGCGAACCAGUCGCAGUCGCUUCUCCUGCUGGGAAACCGGGAGAACUACGGAUGGGGAAGCGUCAUCCGGUCUCUCUCUCUCUCUCUCUCUCAACGAUGACCCUGGCGCAGGUACCCGGACGACCGCUACGAUCGAAACUGGUUCCCCGACAAUGACCGGACGGCAUGGAAACCGAUAAGGAGUGCUCUGGAGGUGAAGACGGCGGCCGGCGACGAGUUUCUUGUGCCGUCGGCCGUGCUGAGGACCGCGGCGACGGCGGCGUCCCUCACCGAUGGCAUAAACUUCAGCGUCAAUAGGCUUCCCCAGGAAGAGACCCUCGUGGUCCUGCACUUCGCCGAGCUCCAGCUGCCCGCAGCCAACGAGACGAGGGAGUUCAACGUCUACAUCGAUGACGUUUUGGCCGCCGGCCCCUACCGGCCGGAGUACCUCAGGGCGGGGGAGAUGUCGUUCACCAUCCCUCCGGGUGGCGCGGCUUCGGUCCCCUACUCAAUUUUGGCCACCGCCAACUCCACUCUGCCCCCCAUCUUCAACGCCAUCCAGAUUUACGCACUGAAGCGACUGAGCUUGCAACCCACCGACGACCGCGACGGUGAGUUAACGUCCUUCAAUUUUUAUUUGUUGGACACGUACCCAACAACCGUUUUAAAUGGUUCCUCUCUCUCUCUCUCUCUCUCUCGCUAUGUUCUUAUGGGCUCAUCCUAAUAAAGGACCUAAUGGCUCUCUGCGCGUGUAUAUUCUGGUUCGUGGUGCUCCUGAUUGGCUGAAAUCUCAGCUGAGGCCAUCUCAGAUAUCAGAAAAUGGUUUCGAGUGGAGGAAUUGGGUGGGCGAUCCAUGUGUUCCAAAGAACUUCACCUGGGAAGGCCUGGAAUGCAGCAUCAACGCCACUAAUUAUUCGAGGAUUAUCUCUCUGUGAGUUCUACUAAAAUAUGGCCAUUUACGAAUUAUUCUGAUCCACCGUGUCUGGGAUUAUAUGAGCUCAAAGACUGAGAUUUGUCUGAUUUUCAGAAACUUGUCUCACAGCGGAUUGAGCGGAGGGAUUCCUCCUUUGAUAUCCAACCUCACAGCGCUGCAGUCAUUGUAAGCCUCUUCCUAAAUCGUACAGGACCAACUUUCAACUCUCCGUGGAAAAUCUGUGCUUGAUUUACAAGGAAACGUCACAACUCUUCGGAGGCAAGGACCAUGCUUCAAGAUCUGAGGACCCAUUAACAGCUUUCUAAACCCAGGUCAAAUGAGAUAGUUACAAAUAGUGGUAAUACACACAGGAACCCAAAGUAAUGAGAAUAUAAUAAACUGGGAUCAUUGGAUUCACACGCUACCAUUCAUUCUUUACUCCCAUCUUUCGAGAGAAUGAUUUAGCUUGCCAAUCCUUCUUCCCCUAGAUACGUAGGAAAGAACUGGCAGAGGAAUCGUUCUAAAGGACGAGUAAUGCAAGGAACAAGGGAUAAAUGUAUACAGGUUAAACUAGGGGAUAAGCCCAUGCAAGAAUUGAUGUUUGGGCUCCGGUUUUCUAAUGACCUACUAUUUAUGAUUCCUUCAUGAUUUUGCAUAAACAAGUUAAGAAUCUGGAUGAAAUUAUGAAGGGAUAGUUUUCCAUUAGCGUUAAGAUUAGAUUCGUUAUAACCGGUCUGUUGCUUUCAGGGAUCUAUCGCACAACUUUACAGGGGAAUACCUGCGAAUCUAGAGAAGCUACCUGCUCUCAGCUUCCUGUAAGUUCUGAAAGGUUACAACUGUUACAUUUCAUUGCGUAUAAAGGAGAAACAGAUGGUCAGAUAUCCUUGCGAUGCAGGAACUUGGCUAGCAACAAUUUGACAGGACCCCUUCCCCCAAUUCUUUAUGAAAAAUCACAGAAUGGAUCCAUUUCAUUGAGGUUAGUUUCUCGUCUAUAAUCCAAGUCUUAUAAAAAAAUUCAUCUACUUUUAGCCUACCUAGCUUUUCCUGGAGUUCCCCAUGCCACAAAACAAGACGUAUAUAGUUUUAAGACAUUUAAUGAGAAAAAGAGAGGAGAGAGGGGGAAAGGGAAGUGCCGCCCGGAGAGAACUCCGAGGAGAGAACGUUCGGAAUGUCUUUAGAUUGUCGCAAGCAGCGCUCACCACAAACCCAGUGGAUCAUUUCAUUCAGUAAAUUUCGGAUUACAAGGGAAAGAGAGGAAAAAUACCCGUGUCCCCGGUUCAGAGUAAACUGCUUGACAGGUAACAUUUACAAGUAAAUUAGUACAGUAAAGGCUGAAGAAAGUAGAGGGCCCUGGUACCUAUUUAACUCCUCGGCCUGUCACAAUUAUGACUGAGCUAGUGCAGUGAAGAAAUAAUAAGAAGGCGGCCCUGUCGAACUGCAUAUGAUACCUGCAAUGCUGUGGUUUUAUUUGGAUCUGCAUGCUCAACAAACGAACCCAAAAACCGAAUGAAAGAUGCAUCUCGACAUGACUUGUUAGGCUCAAUCACACAAAUGAAUCCAGAAGCUGAAUACAAAAGACCUCAUGGGAUGGAAUCUGUAAAAAUGUUUCUCAUUAGUUUCAUCAACUUUACCUGAAACGAAUAAUUAGAGGACCAAUAUAUGUUAUAUCCAAGCUUCCUUUAUUCCACAGAAGCACGCUUCGUCCAGCAUUCAAAGUAAUACAGACCUUUCACCAUGGAUUAGGAAAAAGGAACUAUGUAUUCAUUUUGGGCAAACACACUAAACUCGGCUAAGUAACAUGGGUUGAUCGGCUGGGAUACAUGUAGGACAUAAUAGGUAGGGCAUUUGGGUAUUAAUCGUGUCUUCCACUAAUAUGCUACUGUUAUCAUGACAUACUUUCAGCGUCAACAACAAUCCAAUUCUGUGCAGCACAGUGAAUAUAUGUGAGACAAGAGAACAGAAAAGAAAGAGUAUUGUUCCGAUUGCAAUAGCUAUAUCAGCAGCCCUUGCAGUAGCCUUUGUAAUCUUGAUCAUAGUGUGCAAAGUGAAAAGGAGAAAGGCUAAUGACUCUCCAAGCAAAACACAAGGUAUAUGUCCAUAACGUAUGAUACUCUUUUCUUUGAUAAACUUGCUUAUCAAACAAUGAUGCGAUGUUGCUCAUAGUAUCUUUUUGAUAUUGUCUUGUUCAUUUCAAUAGGUUCGUAUGGAAAGAAAGAUGGAGAAGAAAAUAGUUUGCAUCAUGAGAGUAACAAUUCUCAUUAUCUGACAUCAUAAGAAUGACAAAUAACUUUGAAAAACAAAUCGGUAGAGGAGGUUUUGGAAGUGUCUACCUUGGCCACUUAGAAGAUGAAAAUCAAGUUGCUGUUAAAGUACUCUCCGAAACAUCAGCUUAAGGAGCUAAGGAGUUCAGAGCUGAGGUAACUCAUAGUAAUUGGAAUUAAGAUUCUAUGUGACUUUAUUAAAUUACUUGUUCAGUUAUUAUUUUAUCUUGUAAGAGUAAUUUUUAAUGCUAGUGCUCACAUGAAAUUUCAGGCUGAACUCUUAACAAGGGUACACCAUAAAAAUCUAGUAUCAUUGCUGGGAUAUUGUUAUGAUAACCUGUCAUUGGUCUAUGAGUUCAUAGCCAAAGGUUCCCUUGCGGAUCACCUCUCAGGUUCUCAAACACAACAUACCAUUCACAUCUAACCAGAUAUCAUGCUCUUGUAGGAUCCUUCAGUUAUUUUGAUUAUUUUUUGAAUCCUCUUUUAAAACUUCAUCGUACGUAGGUGACAAGGGCAGUAUUGACAACUUGUGUUGGAGAGAGAGACUAAGAAUAGCAACUGAAGCUGCACAAGGUGAUCCCAUGAAACAUGAUUAAUCCCUUGUCCAUGAUGUCCAUUUCAUUGAUUUUGACGAUUAUGUCUUUUAAUAUCCCUAAUUAUCAUAAUCAAGGAUGUUGCUGAUAUUUCGAAUUACAGGACUUGAUUAUCUGCAUAGUGGUUGCAAGCCAUCCAUAGUUCACAGAGAUGUCAAGACUUCCAACAUCCUCUUGAAUCAAAACCUUGAAGCAAAAUUAUCCGAUUUUGAGCUGUCCAGAGCUUUUCCGAACGAAGGCCUCACUCAUACAUCGACUGCCGUUGCUGGCACCCCCGGAUAUCUCGACCUCGAGUCCAUCUCUACUUCAAAUGUGCCAGUUUAUGAGGAACACCGAGAGCUUGGCAAAUUCAUUUAUUUGAUUCCUUUCCUUAUGUGCAGGUAUUACCAAACAUAUAGGUUGAAUGAGAAAAGCGACCUUUACAGCUUCGGAAUCGUAUUACUAGAACUUUUGACAGGAGAACAACCAAUCACUGUGGGCUCAAAUGCAGAGAAAACUCACAUUGUCCAGCGGGUGCAGUCAACCUUGGAAAGAGGGGAUGUAACCAUUAUUGCAGACCGAAGAAUGAAAGGGUAAUAUAAUGUCAACUCAUUUUGGAGAGCAGUAGGGAUUGCAAUGUCAUGUACGUCACCGGAAUCUAAUAGUAGACCAACAAUGAGCGAUGUGGUGGUGCAACUAAAGGAGUGCAUGUCAACUGAAGAAUCCACGGGCCAGUCAAGCGAUGUCGAUACGAAUGAAAUGAACAGACUCCCAGUUCAUAUGGGCCCAUGGACAGGCCAUCUGCGAGAUAAUAUCGCUCGUGUGUAAGCGUCAAGAGAUCUAAUUCCACAUAUGCAUUCAUGGAUUGAAUAAAACACCGCAUGUCCAAGCUCUGUGUAAGCAUUCAGAGGUUGUUUCCGGUCUUCUUUUUUCUAUGUGUUCAUCCUGGUUUGUCAAUGAACAAAUAAUAUUCUCAGGUGGUCGUGGUCAUGAGAUUUUUCUAGGAGGUGCUUGA
Molecule: messenger RNA, 10141 nt
Organism: Spirodela intermedia
Lineage: Eukaryota; Viridiplantae; Streptophyta; Magnoliopsida; Alismatales; Araceae
Source: the annotation of a GenBank genome assembly